Messenger RNA from Seminavis robusta, 1635 nucleotides. The record is from the annotation of a GenBank genome assembly. NCBI's taxonomy places the organism in Eukaryota, Bacillariophyta, Bacillariophyceae, Naviculales, Naviculaceae.
AUGAUGAAGGGCACUCCUCCUCCUCCUCCAAGUUCAGGCAGUCCAUCUGUCAGCAUGUCAAUGAGCCGUCUUCGUCAGCCAUCAAACUCUUAUAUGUUUGUGUUUUUGGUCCUAAUGAGUUUGGUGUUGAUGAAUCUAUUUGCCACAGAGCAAAGCGUCUUCCAACAAGGAUUCUUGAUAACGGCCAGAGGAGUCGCAGUCUACACAAACAAGACAGUCACGACAUCAUCGUCAUCAUCAUCAUCACUGCGGAAUAGUGAUAACUUGAAUCAGCAAACUAAAUUUGAGAUUGUGGAAGAUUUCAUGGCUAAAACUCAAGCUUCUCAAGCUACUCAAGCCACCCAAGCCAAGAAGCAAGCUAACACUGCAACAACUCAAGCUGACACAGGCAGCACUACCACGAUCCCCACUGAAAAGAUAGAAGAACCAAAGGUUGAACCUAAAGUUGAAGCCAAGGCUGAGGCUAAGCCAGAAGCUUCGACUACUGAACCUAAACCUGAGCCUGAAGUUUCGAUUACUGGGGCUGAAUCCAAGGCUGACCCGGACAGGACUGCUCUUUCCAAAAGAAGUGUCUUUAACGUGACGUUGGUGACCAAUUUCUGGGCCAGUGCUGUGCGAGCCAACUCCAAGGGGCACCCCAACAAUCACUUGUACGAAAUUCCAGCCGCCAUUCUACACAAUCUGCAAAAUCCGUACAUUCAUCAAAUGGUUGUCAUUCUUGAUUCUGCCACCAUGAAGGGCAUUUGUCAACAAUUUUCACACAAAAUGCAAAAAAUGCAACAACACUUUGUACAGUGGAAACAACAACAACAACAACAUGCUAACCUGACACUACCUCCACCCUCCUCCAGUAGUCAUGACAUUUCCAAAGAACAAAUCGCUGCCAAACUCCGCUGCAUUACACGGAAAGAGUCACAACCCUCCUACUAUGAAAUGUUCCAAUACGCCACCGAUCCCAACCUUGUCACUGGCGAUGUGGUCAUUCUGGCCAAUCCAGACCAGGCAUUUGAUGACACGGUUCAGUGGGCCCAGCAUCUCAAUUACAGUUCCGUAUUGACGCUGCCCACUUGGGGAUACGAAAUCAAAAAGGCACCGCAAAGUGUCUCGGAAGUUUUCUCCUAUGUACGAUACGAUACCACUGUCAACAAAUUCCAUAUUACACCACGAUGCAAUGGCCGUUUAAGUUCCUGGGAUGGAUACGUCUUUCAUCGUGCGUUUGUCCGGGGACGACUUCGACCGGACGACUUUAUGAGAAACACAGAUAUUGUCAAAGAGAACAUCACGAUCGUAUCAUCUUCCGACAACAAUAAUACUACCACAACAUCCAACGUGACCUACAUCCGAGACUAUUUCAAAAUGAACGAUGGGGGAGGGGAAAAUGCCGCUCUCUGGGCCCUCUUGCGCAAUCUACCCAACAACACCUACGCCACGGAUGGAUGCAACGCCAUCCAAACGUGGCACAUUCAUGCGGCACCGAAGAUGCAUGCCACCAGCAAAAAAAAGGCACAUUUGUGGGGCGGGAAAGAUCCCAUGAGAGUGCCAAUGCCCUACGGGAAGCUUCCCAAGAACACGCAUUACAGUAAUGCCUUUUUGAUCAAGUCUCUGUCGGAAGCAAAUGAGCCAGUCCAACAAUAA